Messenger RNA from Penicillium bovifimosum, 1368 nucleotides. RefSeq lists its product as uncharacterized. Bases 1 to 1368 code for a protein of 455 amino acids. The record is from RefSeq and is a predicted model, not a curated record. The transcript has a single exon. Lineage: Eukaryota; Fungi; Ascomycota; Eurotiomycetes; Eurotiales; Aspergillaceae.
AUGUCUCAAACCCACGGGGAAGAUUCUCAUCCAGAGGAGCUGGUGCAAAACAUGCCGGCACGCCGGAAUUCCUCCCGAUUAUUCCCCCGUGGUCUUCGGACCCUACCUCCUCCAUUCGUACCCCACUCGCAGCGCCAUCUGGUUCAUCCGCCUGGUCUGGCCCCUUCUCGAAUUCCAUCUGCAUCAAUGGACUCCCAAUGCGUUGUGCAACCUCAAUCUCAAACGCCUGGGCUUUAUCAUGGCUAUCAAUAUCUCGAUACCCAGCCAAUCGGCCCUACUCCAUUGGUGUACUCGUCGUCUCCGCACCUCGCGCCACGACAGCUAGGAUAUGCUGCCUAUGGCACUGACAUUGGCGCCUCUCAGCAUGGCACCUCGCAAUAUGGAGCCACUCAGUAUGGGGCUACUCAGUAUGGUGCUGGUCAGUAUCCCAUUUUGACCCAGCAGACCAGAACUGCUCAAGUUGAUGCUCCACCCAUCAGAGCCCCUCAAGCCAGAGCUCCCAAGGUUGAGCUUUCCCAAAUCGGUACUUGUGAACUUGACUUUAACGCAAUGGUCCCUCGUCUAUGGACGCCCGACCCGGAGAGCCCUGACUCAUUGGCACCAUCUCCACCACCAGCAAAACCUACUCAUGAUCUGCGUCCCCCUCUUCCGUCUGCUCCCCCGAUCGGCCCGCAGUAUACGUCCCCUCCCCUGCCAACUGUCCCUGUUCCUUGCGGUGUUUCUCCUUCUUGGUCGGUUGGCCCGCAGCAUGUGGUCCCUGCAGCGCCCCCUGGCCUUGCUGCCACUCAUCCGACUACAAUUGACCCCCACAAUAUCUAUCAAACCGCGACGCGCCCUUGUCACAUCGCUCAUAGGCGAUACACGGAUUGGACUCGGGUUGCCUACGGCGCUUCGAUAUUGCCGGAGACAUUCUUGACUAGGUGGCAUGAAGCUCUCGGAGAGGUGCGUUUGGUAUUUGGAUAUUCAACUCUCCCGGACAUCAUUGUCUUCAACCAAUUCCUCUCUGCCGUCUCCGCCAACCCUGCAGCUCGCGAGUGGGUAGCUUCCCUUCAUGUUCCCAUGGACAGACCCUUGGCAGCUUCUGUUAUGGAAGAGACAUACAGGGAUUUUCUUAAACACGAGGCUCGUCGACUCGGCCACCCUCCAUCGACAUGGGAUCCUCAACCUGCGAAGACCAAGGCACCACCCGCUGAGGGGGGACUCAAGUAUUACUGCCCUAUUCACCACAUUCUGACCAAGCAUUCUAUGGAGGAUUGUCCGCUCCUUCCACGAAAUUCCAGCGCAAAGCAGACUGAAAGAAUGGAUAAAAGCAAGAAGGAUGGAAGAAAGAAGGGUGGAAGUCAUCAGAAGGACAGGAAGAAGAGAUGA